Molecule: messenger RNA, 1712 nt
Organism: Pteronotus mesoamericanus
Lineage: Eukaryota; Metazoa; Chordata; Mammalia; Chiroptera; Mormoopidae
Gene: KLHL42
Product: kelch like family member 42
Exons: 3
Coding region: 7-1527 (506 amino acids)
Molecular function (GO): protein binding
Source: RefSeq, a predicted model, not a curated record
CCAGCCAUGUCGGCGGAGGAGAUGGUGCAGAUCCGCCUGGAGGACCGCUGCUAUCCAGUGAGCAAGAGGAAGCUCAUCGAGCAGAGCGACUACUUCCGCGCCCUCUAUCGCUCCGGCAUGCGCGAGGCCCUGAGCCAGGAGGCCGGCGGCCCCGAGGUGCAGCAGCUGCGCGGCCUCAGCGCCCCGGGCCUGCGCCUGGUGCUAGACUUCAUCAACGCCGGCGGGGCCCGCGAGGGCUGGCUCCUAGGCCCGCGGGGAGAGAAGGGUGGGGGGGCGGCCGAGGAGGAGGAGAUGGACGAGGUGAGCCUGCUGUCCGAGCUGGUGGAAGCGGCCUCCUUCCUGCAGGUCACUUCCCUGCUGCAGCUGCUGCUGUCCCAGGUGCGGCUCACCAACUGCUUGGAGCUGUACCGCCUGGCGCAGGUGUACGGGCUGCCCGACCUGCAGGAGGCCUGCCUGCGCUUCAUGGUCGUCCACUUUCACGAGGUGUUGUGCAAGCCCCAGUUCCACCUCCUGGUGGGGUCUCCUGCUCAAGCCCCAGGGGAUGUCAGCCUGAAGCAGAGGCUGAGGGAGGCCCGGAUGACUGGAACUCCUGUCCUCGUGGCCCUGGGAGAUUUCUUGGGGGGACCCUUGGCCCCUCACCCCUACCAGGGGGAGCCCCCGUCCAUGCUCAGGUAUGAGGAGAUGACUGAACGUUGGUUUCCGCUGGCCAACAACCUUCCUCCUGACCUGGUGAAUGUCAGGGGUUACGGGUCUGCCAUCCUGGACAACUACCUCUUCAUAGUGGGCGGGUACAGGAUCACUAGCCAGGAGAUCUCCGCUGCGCAUUCCUACAACCCCAGCACCAACGAGUGGCUCCAGGUGGCCUCCAUGAACCAGAAGAGAUCUAACUUCAAACUUGUGGCUGUUAAUUCAAAACUCUAUGCCAUUGGUGGGCAGGCCGUUUCUAAUGUUGAGUGUUACAACCCUGAGCAGGAUGCGUGGAACUUUGUGGCACCCUUACCGAACCCUCUGGCCGAGUUCUCUGCCUGUGAGUGUAAGGGGAAAAUUUAUGUCAUUGGAGGAUAUACGACCAGAGACCGGAACAUGAACAUCUUGCAGUACUGUCCCUCUUCCGACAUCUGGACGCUCUUCGAGACGUGUGACGUGCACAUUCGCAAGCAGCAGAUGGUGUCUGUGGAGGAGACCAUCUACAUCGUGGGCGGGUGUCUCCAUGAACUGGGGCCGAACCGGAGGGGCAGCCAGAGCGAGGACAUGCUCACCGUGCAGUCCUACAACACUGUCACGCGGCAGUGGCUCUACCUCAAGGAGAACACAUCCAAAUCGGGUCUCAACUUGACGUGCGCGCUCCAUAAUGACGGCAUCUACAUCAUGAGCAGAGACGUCACCCUGUCGACCAGCUUGGAACAUCGAGUUUUCCUCAAGUACAACAUCUUUUCAGAUAGUUGGGAAGCAUUCAGGCGUUUCCCAGCCUUUGGACAUAACUUGCUGGUUUCCUCUCUUUAUCUGCCCAAUAAAACAGAAACGUGACUGCAUUGACUUAGUAUUUAAAAGGAACUUGGUUCAAGACAAAAAACAAAACAAAACGCAAAUAAGAACGUGUGUCCCAUUUCAAGGGGGACUGAUUUCUAAAGGGAAAAUAUGGGUUAAAGUAAGUCACGUGUAUAUCAGCUGUAAAUAAGCUUACUUGAACUAAUUACUUGAAAAGAUGUAGA